GCAUUGGAAAUAAUUUUUUUAGCCAAUCGCUACGAGGAUAUUUACUGAUGAUUACGCAAUGGCUUUCCUUACAACAACCGCGUAAAAUUCACACCGUGCGGUUCGUAGGAUGUAAAUACAGUAUGCGACCGACGUGUAGGCUUGACUAUGGUACCUGGUCUCGUUCCAAUUUCCCAUUCCGCUAUUCUUCUGUCUGAAGUUUUGCCGCUGAAUUUCUUUCGCUCUUGUAUCGGAAGUCAAUUCGAAGAGGUUUGGCGCUGAUUAGGCAAUAGACAGAAGAAGCAGAAGUUAAUUACUACCGAAGGAAGAAGUACGAGAUUGUGAAAUUGGUGGUUCGCUGAGAGCAGACAACAAAGAUUACGACGAGGAGGAGAAAAGGGCGCGACUGGGACGUCUGUUAGACUCAAAAUGCAAAGUAGGAAUCCUGUGAAGCCGAAGGAUGAACUCUCAUCUCAGAACGACAGACGAACCGAGGGUUCAGCUUUGAGACACUCAAGUAAUGGUGUGAAGUCUCUUGCAAAGCCAAACAGUGUCAGUUCUGUCAAGGGCAAUGGGACAUCUUCUGUGAAAAGAGAACUUACUGAAAAGUCUAAUGGGGCUUCUGUUAUGAAAGCUAAUGGAUCGGCGAUUGUGAAAAGAGAUGCAUCCGACGUUAAGAAGGAGGCAUCGACAAGUGGGGCGAAAGCGAUCGUGAAGAAGAGUGUUAGUGUUGUAAGUACCACGACAAAGGUAGUUACGAAGAAAACCAAGACCGAGGAGAAGGAGAAGAAGAAAGUUUUUACCUUGCCAGGACAAAAGCAUGAGGCUCCUGAAGAAAGGGAUUCUCUCCGUAUCUUUUACGAAAGCUUGCAUGAACAAAGGCCAGAUAGUGAAAUGGCAGAAUUCUGGAUGAUGGAGCAUGGUCUGCUAUCACCAGAACGGGCGAAGAAGGCUUUUGAGAAAAAGCAAAAGCGGGGGCAUAGCAGUUUCGGCACGCCAGUCAAGAAUUCAACACCGUCUAGAGAUACCAGUAGCAAACUAGCCGCUAAGAGCUCAGUCUCGAAUGGUAAAGCGAGUGCUAGCAAGGUUUCAGAACAAAAGGGGAAGAGGAAAUGGGAGUCCGAUAGUGAUGAUGAUCUUCUUAUUGCUAGGCCACUGAAGAGGAAGCUCAAAACUUAGAUGCAUAGGCAAAUUCCCUAGAAGCAUCCGUUUAUGUUUCAAAAGUAAGAAUGUAUACUGUGCAGUUGAAAAAAAGUCUUGAAAUGUUGAAAUUGCGUCGUACCGAGUAUCUUCCGGCUAGAGUAAUUAGCGAUCCAUACCGAAUUUCCCAAAACACUUCUUUCAUGAGUCCUCGUCCGACAGUAAGGAG
Marchantia polymorpha subsp. ruderalis is the source of this 1348-nucleotide messenger RNA. Lineage: Eukaryota; Viridiplantae; Streptophyta; Marchantiopsida; Marchantiales; Marchantiaceae. The record is from the annotation of a GenBank genome assembly.